GCAGCAGCCGUGACGAAAGUUCCGCAUGGCCUCGUAGAUGGCGCGACAGUUGCUUGCUGCGCCUGCUCGCUUGCUCCUUAUUUCAUGUGUAGCUGGUAGUAGCUGGUAGUAGGCCAUGGCGCUUCAGGAGAAUAUGGACUGUGAUAUCCAAAUUAUCGCGGAAAAGCUCGUCAAUCCGCCACCUUCCAAAGAAAAGCAUCAACCCACAGACUGCCCUGCCCCACCUCCCCCUUCGCUGCCCCUUGACUGCCCUGGAGAUCCUGCACUGCCCGUUUUAUAUAUAAAUCUCAGGUUGGCUGAAUUAAAAAAGGAAGAAGGCAAUGAACUGUAUGGUCUUCAGAAAUACGAUGAAGCAGUCAAGCGUUACACAGAAGCUAUUGAACUGGAUGGGAGCAACGUGGCCUACUACUCUAAUCGAGCAGCUUGUUACAUGAUGCUGGGGAACCACAGGGCUGCCUUGGAUGACUGCCACCAAGCCCUGCUGAGAGACCCACACAACGCAAAGAGCUUGCUGCGUGAAGCCAAGUGCUACGUCGCAUUAGGGGACCCUGCUGCCGCAAUGCGAAGCCUUCACUUGCUGCGCGAUCUGGAUCCCCAGAAUCCCGCUCUCCCUCGUGAGCUGAAAAGUGCAGAGAUCCUGCAGCACUUCCUGGAUGAAGGUGAUAAGGCCUAUGAAGCACAGAACUAUGAAAAGGUAAUCUACUGCAUGGAUCGUGCAUUGCAGCAAGCCGUGUCCUGUUCCAAAAUUGAAGUGCUCAGAGCAGAGAGUCUCGCCCUCUUGAAGCGAUUGCCUGAUGCACGCCAGAUUGCCAACAACAUUAUGCGUGCUGAACCCACAAACGCAGAUGCCAUGUAUGUAAGAGGUUUGUGCUUCUACUAUGAGGACAAUAUUGAGAAAGCUCUCCAACACUUCCAGCAAGUUUUGAGACUAGCACCAGACCAUCCCAAGGCGUCUGCAGCAUACAAGAAAGCACGUCUACUAAAGUCAAAGAAGGAUGAAGGCAACGAGGCAUUUAACAAAGGGAACUUCCAAGAGGCAUUUAACGUCUACACAAGUGCUUUAGAAGUGGAUCCAAACAACAAACUUGCAAAUUCAAAAUUGUACUUCAACCGUGCCACUGUCUGCUCAAAGAUUAACAAGCUCAACCAAACAGUUGAAGACUGCACUACUGCGAUAUCUCUGAAUGAGGAUUACCUGAAGGCUUACUUGAGGCGGGCCAAAACCUACAUGGAUCUGGAAAUGUAUGAGGAGGCUGUGCGGGACUACGAGCGUAUCUUGCGGAAAGACCAUACUCGAGAAAACAAACGAUUGCUAGAUCAGGCAAAAUUAGAGCUGAAGAAGAGCAAGCGCAAGGACUACUACAAGGUUCUUGGAAUCCCAAAGGAUGCAACUGUCGAUGACAUCAAAAAGGCCUACAGGAAGCGUGCCCUCCUACACCACCCUGAUCGACAUUCCAAUGCUUCUGAGGACAUGAAGCGGGAACAAGAGAAAAAGUUCAAAGAGCUUGGUGAGGCCUACAACAUUCUCUCUGACCCCAAGAAGCGCAUGCGUUAUGAUGAAGGCCGCGAUUUGGAAGACAUGGACAGCUUUUCUUCAGAUGCCAGCCCCCAUGUUUUUAGGACAUUCUUCGAAGCCCCUGGAUUCUUCUCCACCGGUGGUAGUUCCUUCCAACAUGAUGCAGGGUUUGGCUUUCCAGGAGGCUUCAGUUUUCAGUUUGGAUAAAUCUGAAAUUUUACUGCCAAGUGUGUCUGUUCAUAUUAUUAUAUAAAUUUACAGAAUAAACUGUCUUCAGUCUCAUGCAUACAAUACUGUUAGAUGCUAAGCAAUUUCUUGCCCUUUUUUUAAUUCAUGCACAGUCAUCUUUGCAGUAAAUGACAAUGUUCAUAAAUGGUGCAUGACGGUUUUGUGUGAAUGUCUUCAUUAGUUUUCAGACUCAUUCAGAUCAGUUGCCAACAGCCAAUAAAAGCAUUCCAUCAGUGCA
Molecule: messenger RNA, 1982 nt
Organism: Dermacentor andersoni
Lineage: Eukaryota; Metazoa; Arthropoda; Arachnida; Ixodida; Ixodidae
Product: dnaJ homolog subfamily C member 7-like
Molecular function (GO): protein binding
Source: RefSeq, a predicted model, not a curated record